Messenger RNA from Lagopus muta (rock ptarmigan), 1667 nucleotides. Its product is annotated as T-complex protein 11-like protein 1. Gene Ontology annotation, biological process: signal transduction. The transcript has a single exon. Bases 22 to 1572 code for a protein of 516 amino acids. Lineage: Eukaryota; Metazoa; Chordata; Aves; Galliformes; Phasianidae. The record is from RefSeq and is a predicted model, not a curated record.
GUGCGACGGAAAUAACUGAAAAUGUCUCAGAAUCCCCACAAGCCGCAUUCAAGUGAAGAAAAGUUGAGUGCCUUGGAGGAUGAUCAAGAGAGCUUGGACAACUCGGAGCAGUCUGUCAGGAAGAGAAUACAACAAAGUGUUCCAGGUUCACGUGGAGAUGAUACACCAAAGUCUAGCCCUCCUCGGCCUGUGUCAGUGGAAGAGUUAAUGGAAACAGCUAAGGGAAUAACCAACAUGGCACUAGUACACGAGAUUGUUGUUAAUAGAGACUUCCAGAUCAAACCGGCUGAGUUACCAGAACAUAGCUUGGAAAAAAAAGUAAGAGAGAUUGUGCACAAAGUUUUCUGGGAUUGUCUGGAAGCUCAGCUGAAGGAAGAGCCACCGACAUACGACCACGCAAUUAAACUGUUGGGAGAAAUUAAAGAGAAUCUUCUGUCUCUUUUACUUCCUGGUCAUACAAGAUUAAGAAACCAGAUUAUGGAAGUUCUUGAUCUGGAUUUGAUAAAACAGGAGGCCGAAAAUGGGGCUCUGGACAUUGCUAAGUUGAUAGAAUUUGUUACUGGAAUGAUGGGGACUCUCUGUGCUCCAGUUCGAGAUGAAGAAAUUAAGAAACUGAAAGAUAUACAUGAAAUAGUUCCUCUCUUCAGAGCAAUUUUCUCUGUGUUAGACCUAAUGAAAAUGGAUAUGGCAAACUUCACUAUCGCUAGUAUUAGGCCAGAAUUAAUGCAGCAGUCUGCUGAAUAUGAAAGAAAGAAGUUUCAGGAGUUUCUUGAGAAACAGCCAAAUUCUUUAGACCUUGUCACACACUGGUUGCAGGAAGCAGCAGAUGAUCUUGCAAAGCUGAGACAUAAAAAGUUCCCUCCCCCCAGCACUGCUGUUGGUGCUGCUGGUGGAGCUGCUGCGUUGUGCUCCACUGCCAUACAGAAUCAGGCAUAUCUGAAGCUGCUGAAGUGGGAUCACGCAAACAGGCCUUUCCCAGAAACAGUGCUCAUGGACCAGAGGCGCUUUCAGGAAAUACAGCUGGAACUGGAGCAGCUCCUCAAGGCUGGGACUGUCCUUCUGGUCACGUUCAAUGCAGCGGGCGCAGCUCUCAUCGAUGUGCCUGGAUUUGCUGAGAAAAUCAAAACCAUUGUCAGGGUGCUGCUGACAGGAAUGCAUCUCCCCUCCUUUAACCUGAAGGAGUCUUUGGCCACCAUUGGUGAGAAGGUGUGUGCUGAAGUCAACAGCCGCCUUUCCCAGCAUGGCUUUGCACCGUUCACAGCUGAGAAAGAGACUGUGCUGAAAGGACAGAUCCAAGCAGUGGCCAACCCUGAUAACGCCAUCUGUAAACUAAUAGAUUCUCGAAUUCAGAAGUUUCUGGAGCAUUGUCUUGCAUCUAGUCACCAGAAAGCGGUGCCGACUGUUCCUGGAGGAUUAGGCCCUAUUCAGAGAGAGCUGGAAGAGAUUGUUGUCAAGUAUGUUCGUCUUGUCAACUACAACAAGAUGGUCUUCAGUCCUUACUACGAUGCUGUUCUUGGCAAAAUACUGACUAAGGAAGAACCCCAGCUUGUAGGGAUGCCGGAGGAAUCGUGAACACAGUUUGUGUACCAAUGCAGUAUUAAUUUUAUCAGCUAUUUUGAAAAAUUGCACCAGUGUUUUUCUAGGAAAACAGCUCUCCAUGUGAAUAC